This is a messenger RNA of Aphanomyces invadans, 554 nucleotides long. RefSeq lists its product as hypothetical. The coding region runs from base 24 to 452 and encodes 142 amino acids. The transcript has 2 exons. The record is from RefSeq and is a predicted model, not a curated record. Gene Ontology annotation, molecular function: diaminohydroxyphosphoribosylaminopyrimidine deaminase activity. NCBI's taxonomy places the organism in Eukaryota, Oomycota, Saprolegniomycetes, Saprolegniales, Verrucalvaceae.
CAGCGUCCAUCGCAACACACAGCAUGCACAGCCGCGACGAGCGGUUCAUGCGCCUGGCGAUUGCGCAGGCGCACUUGUCACCACCAACAGAAAGCGCAUACUGCGUCGGAUGCGUUGUUGUCAAGGACGACCGUGUGAUCUCCACGGGGUUUUCCCGCGAAUUACCGGGAAACACGCACGCUUGUGCGUUGUUGAAGCUAGACAUGCAAGCCAGUGGCACGGAGCUAUACACGACCAUGGAGCCGUGUAGUGUUCGUCUGUCAGGAAAUAAGCCGUGCGUGGAGAGUUGUAUUGCGGCGAACGUGUCCCGAAUUGUGAUUGGCGUCAUGGAACCAAGCAAGUUUGUCCAGUGUGAAGGCGUGCGCCUACUUCGAGAGCAAGGCAUUCAAGUCGACCUGCUUGUCGGAUUGGAGGCAGAGUGCUUGGCCCCGAAUAAGCACUUGGACAUGUAGUUCAAUGGAUAAACGGUGUCACACCUAAGGAGCUGAUCUCAUCCGAAUCAACACGUGCUGUUGAGAUCACCACGUAUUUCUCUGUCAAUCAAACUAUGUCAC